AUGGCUCCGAUGUAUGUAUUAGUUGAAGAGUUGGAUAAGGACCAUACUUCAGUUGCAAUCAGAUGGAGGGCCGUGCGCACCUACAAUGUUUGGCACAGUAGAGGAAGAGAUCAAAUCAAGAGCAGAGAGUGUGUCUUCCAUGAUGAAGCGGGUUCCUACAUUCACCUGCAUAUUCCAGGAAAGAGUGUUUCUCCAAAGAAUGAUUUUGUAGAAGGAAAUGUGUACUGCAUAAAAAAAAAUUUGGUAGUUGCUCAUUGGUAUUGCUAUAAGACAUGUGAAGGAGAGUACAUGAUGAAAGUUUUUUCUGAAACAUUGGUCAAACCUUAUAAAGGGUGUGAUUUUCCAAGGUAUAUGUAUAGACUAAAGCCAUUUGAAGUUCUGAACACACUGGAUGCAAAUAUUUUGGUUGAUGUCAUUGGCCGUGUAGUUGAAAUAUACUCUCCAUUGGAGAAGAUGAUUAAUGGGAGACCCUCUCGGUUGAUAGAUUUUGUGAUUGAAGAUUUGAAUGAUCUUUUGGAUCCAGUGAUUGUUCUAAUUCAGAUGGGUCGGAUUAAGCUGGUCGAAAAAUCUGGAGAAGUAAAAAUUUGCAGUUCUUAUGAUGCUACAAAUUUGCUAUUCAACCAAAAUACUUUGGAGUUUGUUGAAUUCAGAAAUAGUCUAUCUAUGCAGCAGCAAACGCCUUUGAAGAGCAUUACAUCGAAUUCUACUUUUAGUCAUGGUACUACAAGUGGAGUGGAAAGCAGUACAAAAAUGCAGAUCACAACAUUAUCUGAGAUCUUUUCUAAAAGAGAGAUUGGUGAUUUUUGGGUACCAUGCAAGAUUAUAGGUAUUGAGUCUGAUCCCAAUGAUUGGUAUUACAACUCUUGCCCUAAACCAAACUGUAAUAAGAAGUUGGAACUCAACUCUGGAAUGUAUGAUUGUGGCAAAUGUGGUGGUCGGUUUGUUAAAGGUACCCUAAGAUAUAAGCUUAAAAUUCGUGUGGUUGAUGUUAAUGGGACAGCUCCACUCCUUUUAUGGGACCGUGAAGUUCUUGAGUUGUUGCGUUUAAAGGCAGAUGAAUUGAAGGCUAUGCAGUCAUCUGUAAUGACAAAGGUUCCUAAAGACAUUAGGAAUUUAAAAGGGAGAGGUCUGUUUUUUAAGAUUUCUGUGAAAAGUGAAACAUUUGAUAACCUCGAUAAUGCAGUUCCAGUACUGCAAGUCAAACACUUUCCUGAAAUGUUUGAAACCUACUGUCCUGGGCUAAUCCAGCAUAACGAUGAUGAAUUUUCUUUCAAGCUACAACUAACACAGGAUGAUUCUGACUCAGAUGAGGGUUUUUUUUCAGAUGAUCCUACAGAAAGUCCUAUUGCUGUUACUCCUGGAAAGCAGAAUGAAGCUGGGAAUGAAACCGAAGCAGUGAAGCGAAGUCUGCUGGAUGAAUUCUCAAGUACACAACCAUCAAAGAAAAAGAAAGAGGUUGUAGUGAAAAUGGAGAAUGAGAAAGAAUAG
Ipomoea triloba (trilobed morning glory) is the source of this 1488-nucleotide messenger RNA. RefSeq lists its product as uncharacterized. The record is from RefSeq and is a predicted model, not a curated record. The coding region runs from base 1 to 1488 and encodes 495 amino acids. The transcript is spliced from 9 exons. Lineage: Eukaryota; Viridiplantae; Streptophyta; Magnoliopsida; Solanales; Convolvulaceae.